UUUGCGCCGACAACAACCACGUCCGGACCUGGACGGUGACCCGGUUCAGAGGGAUGAUCUCCACUCAGCCUGGAUCGACGCCGCUCACCUCCUUUAAGAUCCUCAGCCUGGACGACGUGGACGGACACGGAGGCUGCAGCGCCGGGACCGAGAUCGGUCCGUAUGGAGAAAGAGACGACCAGCAGGUGUUCAUCCAGAGAGUCGUACCAGACACCGAUAAACUCUACGUCAGGCUGUCGUCCAACGGAAAGAGGGUGUGCGAGGUGCGCUCGGUGGACGGGACGUCCAUCACGGCCUUCAUGGUCCACGAGUGUGAAGGUUCGAGUCGCAUCGGCUCUCGUCCUCGCCGCUACCUGUUCAGCGGCCACAGCAACGGCAGCAUCCAGAUGUGGGACCUGACCACCGCCAUGGAGAUCGCUGGGAAGGUGGACAUCAGAGCGCUGGGCGGGCCCACGGAGGAGGAGCUACUGGAACUGCUGGACCAGUGUGACCUGGCUCUGACCCGAACACCGGACAGCACGCCGAGGGCCUCCACCUGCAG
Stegastes partitus (bicolor damselfish) is the source of this 541-nucleotide messenger RNA. Its product is annotated as BTB/POZ domain-containing protein KCTD3-like. The transcript is spliced from 4 exons. The record is from RefSeq and is a predicted model, not a curated record. The annotation marks the transcript as partial. NCBI's taxonomy places the organism in Eukaryota, Metazoa, Chordata, Actinopteri, Pomacentridae.